Messenger RNA from Rotaria socialis, 552 nucleotides. The record is from the annotation of a GenBank genome assembly. Lineage: Eukaryota; Metazoa; Rotifera; Eurotatoria; Philodinida; Philodinidae.
AUGCUUACAAAAAUGACUGCUGCACUCGGUGGAAGACGAGCUGACAAAUUAGGACAUCAUCGAGAAUUAAUUAUUUGCGUUCCUUGGUCGCAAGAAUUCGGUGCUGCUUAUCAACAAUUUGUUAAUGGUGGCUAUAGAUCUCAUGGUGGUGGUUUCCCUGCAGGAGGUUUAGGAUCCUAUGGUGGUGGCUUUCCAUCAGGAGGAUUCGGUGGAGUCUCCCCCAGUGGAGGCUUAGGAUCUUAUGGAGGAGGAUUUGGUGGAGCCUCUCCAUUUGGUGGUUUCGGUGGAGCCUCACCAUUUGGUGGUUUCGGUGGAGCCUCACCAUUUGGUGGUUUCGGAGCCUCAGUUUGUGGAGGUUUCGGCGGAGCUUCACCUUUUGGUGGAGCCUCUCCAUUUGGUGGUUUAGGUGGAGCAUCUCCAUUUGGUGGUUUCGGUGGAGCCUCACCGUAUGGAGGCUUUGGUGGAGCCUCACCUUUUGGUGGUAGUUUCGGCGGUGGUCUUCCGCCGAUACAUGGUGUACCGAUCGGAUUCGGAAUGACGACAUCCCUUUAG